This is a messenger RNA of Triplophysa dalaica, 5813 nucleotides long. RefSeq names its product homeobox containing 1a (gene hmbox1a). The record is from RefSeq and is a predicted model, not a curated record. Gene Ontology annotation, cellular component: nucleus. The coding region runs from base 198 to 1637 and encodes 479 amino acids. Gene Ontology annotation, molecular function: double-stranded telomeric DNA binding. The transcript is spliced from 8 exons. Gene Ontology annotation, biological process: positive regulation of DNA-templated transcription. NCBI's taxonomy places the organism in Eukaryota, Metazoa, Chordata, Actinopteri, Cypriniformes, Nemacheilidae.
CAGACAAAGGCGAAUCAGUUUUUGCCCUGAAAUGAAAUCAAAUUAGGGCAAGGUAGCGGUCGAGUCUGACAUCGUCCUGUUUCGCUGCUUCAUUUCUGGUGGCGGGGAUUGAAGGGAACAGCUGCGAGACGCGAACACUGUCAGUUUAGUUGAAUAAAUGCUGCGGUGCACGGAGGCCCCGCACGCGCAGAAUCAGAAUGUCCCAUUAUACAGAUGAGCCUCGCUUUACCAUCGAGCAGAUUGACUUGCUGCAGCGUCUGCGCAGGAGUGGCAUGAUGAAGCAAGAGAUCUUGCACGCCAUAGACACUCUCGACCGGCUGGACCGUGAGCACGUCGAGAAGUUCGGCCAUCGGCACGCCAAUGGCGGAAACGGGGCAGGGGCCGUCGCCAGCAACGGUAGCAACGCCACCACCUCUUCCAACUCCUGCACUACCUCCUCUAACAACCUCACAGCCUCUUCUUCAACGACCUCUACGGCCACACAGACCGGUUACCGUGGUAGCGGCCUCUCCCCCUCCCCUAGCAACAGCUACGACACCUCUCCGCCCCCGGCGGUCCCCACUCCGAUGCAGGUAGUAGUGUCUAUGGUCCAAAACGGACGGGACGUCCUCGCUGCUAUGCCCAAUGGGAAGCUGUCUCCGCCCCGUUACGCAGUAAGUAACUCCUCCACACGGGCCCACGGGUUCGAGCACACUGAUGAGGAGGUGGACAUCGAUGACAAAGUCGAGGAGCUUAUGAGGUCAGUGAGAAACACUUGGCUACGAGAGCGCCGUUCGGCUGUUGUUUUUCAUUACAUGUGCUUAGUUGUACGCCACCCAAUCUCUCUCUCUCUCUCUCUCUCUCUCUCUCUCUCUCUUGUUUGUAGAAUGGACAGUGCUAUAAUUAAAGAAGAGAUUAAAGCUUUCUUGGGGAACCGGCGAAUAUCACAGGCUGUAGUUGCCCAAGUUACAGGUAUAAGUCAAAGCCGGAUCUCUCAUUGGCUGCUUCAGCAGGGUUCAGACCUCAGUGAGCAGAAGAAAAGAGCUUUCUACCGCUGGUACCAACUGGAGAAAACUACACCCGGUGCAACAUUAGCGAUGCGGCCCACCCCAAUGGCCCUGGAGGAUGUGGUGGAGUGGCGUCAAACUCCCCCUCCUAUCAGCAGCACGCAGGGCAGCUUUCGCCUGAGACGCGGCAGUCGCUUCACAUGGAGGAAAGAAUGUCUGGCGGUGAUGGAGAGUUAUUUCAACGACAACCAGUAUCCCGAUGAAGCCAAACGAGAAGAAAUUGCCAACGCCUGCAAUGCAGUUAUACAAAAACCAGGGAAAAAGCUUUCAGAUCUCGAGCGGGUCACGUCACUGAAAGUUUACAACUGGUUUGCCAACAGACGGAAGGAAAUCAAGAGAAGAGCCAACAUAGAAAUAUUUCAGGAAGCUCAGUUCCACAUGUCGUGCAUGAGCUCAGAUAUGUUAUGGCGAGGUCUGUUUUUUUCGAAGAAGCAGCAAUCCUGGAAAGUCAUGGGAUUGAUGUCCAGAGCCCAGGAGGUCAUUCCAACAGCGAUGAGAUUGAUGGCAAUGACUACGGCGAGCAGGUCGCUGCUGACCAGGUUUUGGGAAUGGAUGACACCGCCGGCCCAGGUGAACACCAAGACCCUAUAGCUUUGGCUGUGGAGAUGGCCGCUGUCAAUCACAGCAUCCUGGCGCUGGCGAGGCAGGGCGGAGCCACAGGCGACAUUAAAACAGAGGUGCUGGAUGACGAAUGAGAAUUUUCCCUCACGGGUGCCACGCGUAAAGGAAGCCGAAGGAGAAAUGUGGGGUUACGAGAUUAAAAACAGUUGCGUGAACUGUGAUCACAGAGGAUUAUGGCCAGGUCACGGGUGACCAAAGUGAAAUGCAGAGGUUGUAAAGACUGUUAACCCAACAUUCCCCUCUUCCAGCUCCCUCGUACAUGUGACGCCUCAAUAGUGUUUUCAUUCUAACAGCUCUCCUAAAUGCAGCAGGUUUAUGACACGUUCACUAAAAACUCAGUUCGUAGAACAUAUCAGCUGUCAUUUCACACUCAGAUAAUGAAUUUCACCUCUUUUUUGGUCUUUCAGGAAGUCUUCUUUGCAGGAUAUAAGAGGUCAGGAUCAUAUUAACUGUUUACUGUCCUCUCGCUCUCUCCAGGGAAAGUGUGUUGGGAAGCGUAUUCUCUCUCACUUGUUAACUUAUUUCUUUUUGAUAUACAGUCGAUGCACGCCUGCAUUUGCUGAAAUUCAUUUCAAGUUUCAGGGUCCAAAAUUAACGGUCAACUUGAGUUUUGCUGUGCAAAAUAAAUCAAACAAAAGUUACCAAUCGCUGCUAACUCUGCCAUAAAAAUGUAGUUUAAAAAUGAUAGUCCAACUCUCGCACAGAAGCGAUGCAGUUAAACAUCAAUUACAAAUAGAAAAAAGCCGAAAAUAAACGAAUAACAAAGUAAUUGGCUUGGGGAAAAAUGAACGAAUCGCCUGACGUUAUAAUUUAGUUCCGAGUCGGAUUUGCGUCACUCCUUGUAAUGCCCGACUAGGUUCAAUUUGCGACACUGUACGCGGUAGACCAAUCACAGCAGACUAGAACAUCUGACCAAUCAGAGCAGAGUAGGAUGACAGAAAGGAGGGGAUUAGACGGAUGAAUCGUCGAACGAAUCAUUCGAGGGUCAGUCAAGAACUGCCUAUUAUUAGAAAAUAAAAGUUUUUUACACCGUGUAUGUACGUAAACUUGUUGUUGGACACUCCUUAAACCAAAGUUGGACCUUAUAAAUCACAAAUGAUUUACUCUUUAAGCAAGUAUUUAAAAUAUCUGAAGUCACUCAUUAUCCUAGCCCCAAUUCGCAGCGUUAGGCUUAUAAUAUUCAUUCAUACCUUGACAUAUUGAUUUAUCACGUAAUGGUAAAUGUAAAGUUACCUGCAAUUGAAUGUUUUGAACACAGAUGGCGACAGAGAGGCUCACGUUAAAGAUUGCAGCUUAAGAUGCGUAUUGAAGUUUGUUUCGACUCGAUUGAACUGUAAUUAUGUAUGGAAAUUCGAGUAAGCUCAAUACAUGAAAUAAAGAGUUCUAUUAAAGGAAAAGCUCACCCAAAAAGGUUGUCAUCGUGUACUCGCCCUCUUGUCAUUACAUCCUGUAUAACUUUCUUUAUUCUGCAGACAUCGAAAGACGAUAUUUUGAAGAAUGUUGGUAACUGAACAGCUUGAAUACUACGGACACAAAACCAAUGAAUGGGGACUACCGUUGUUCGGUUACCAACAUUCUUCAAAGAAUGUGUAAAUGGUGACAGAAGUUUCAUUUUUGGGUGAACUCUCACUCUAUCGCAAAUGUUAUGUAGUAAAAAUAAACUAAAAAUAGUAACAGGCAGUAAAACAUUUUAAAUUCACUCACUACUGGCAAGUUAAUUUUGGACCCUGUUUGUCGCCAUACAAGUUGUAAAGGACUGUUUCUGCAGUAUGACAGCCUGCUGGCUUCAGCAAUCACACACACUGCACUUUUAAGCACUGACAUACGCGGCAUGUAUAUGUUCUUGCCGCAACACGACUGUGCAUCUCCGUGGAGGGACGACUGAAAACUCUACUCGUGAAUAUUGUGCCAUUAUACUUCAGCAUUAGCAGACUAGAGUAUCGGCUUUUCUGCAGGCGCCCUUAAAAGCAAUCAGACAACAGCAGUUUAUUUUAACAUAAAUACAUAACGGAGUGUUUCAUGGAUGGAAAAUGUAGCGUUGGCAAAUUCUUGGUCUCAGCGAACGGGAAAACACUUGACAAUCAGGGUAAUGAUGUUCCAAUACUAAAACCUGCUGGUGUUUGCCUCGCGCUGGGAAAGCGACGAUAGUUAGGUGUGAACAUCCCUUCCACGAGGAUUCUUUUCCAAACUUAAAGUGGAUUUAACCACUCUAAUAAAUAUCCCAUGUGAUUGCUUAUUUUGUGUUAGCUUUGCCAUUUAAAUAUGUCACUUUAGGGGAGGGUUUAUGGUGCUUUGGGCAUAUUUUCUUUCUUUUAUCUGGUACUGUUUCAAAGACAUAAGGAAGUGCAUAGUUUAGGUUAUUUUUCUUGUGCUUCAGAAUUGAAAUAUGGUGCUUGUUUUAAACACACAUCCUCUAACAGAUUUUAAAGUCUUUCCUUUUUGCUUUUUAGAAAGCUGCUUUCCAUUUUAAAUGCACAUCGCUGCAGUCGAAAAUAAGCUGUUUAGAAUCAAAGUAGCUCUCAGACAGACGAAUUUACCUGUGAAAGAAAUAUACGCUGCUUAAAAAAAUUUCUUUUAGAAUGUCUGAAAUAACAUUUUUAAAAUUCAUCAACACAUUCUUGUGGACUGAACGUCUGUUUGUGAGAUCUCAAGCUCACAAAGAACAUAAAUCGGAAUACAUAUUAUCAAUAUUUCUUAGAACCUGUUAAUAUGUUACAAGAGAAAGUGUAAAAUCUGACAACACAAUUUCUGUGAAAAUGAAUUAUCAUUGAUGUGUUUAAGCGCUUACAUUCUCUAAUACAUUGUUCCAACAAAUCUACAUAAAUAUAUCUCGUCUACUUGCGAAAAUCUAUGUAAUAAGGAAAUUGUAUGUUAAGAAAGAUUAUUAUUCAACAGUUAGAACUGUUUCUUGCCUUAGAAACAUUCUGCCAAGCAGAUCUGUCAAAUGAGACUUUAUCAGCUUUGCCUUUUUUUGUAAAAACAAUGUGUUUUUAUUAGAAUCAAAUAGGGAAGGCCUGGGCUAUUUAUCACACUUUUUACUCCAGGUUUUUGUUAGGAUGGGGUUAUUUGUAAAAAACAUGGAAAUUUAACAAAUGAUUAAAUGAUUGUUUUGUCUAACAGAAAAUUUCAUUUAUUACUUGUGUAAAAUAAACAUAAAACUAUUCUUUUUUGAAAAAAAUCUUUUAAAAUUAGGUCCCGUAAGUAAAAAUUGGAGGUAAAAAUGUACCUUCAUUAUACAGUCUAGCCUUAUCAACUAUGUCAUUUUGUCUGUAUUUGAAUUUAAGAAUUUUAAACUGGACGUUUAACACCAACGUAAGCUAUUAUGGUCUCAAAAUCGCACAGUUACUGACGCAGCUUGUGUGACAACUAACCCCAGUCUUCCCUAAUUCACGUGACCAUGACUGAAAGAAAACUGUAUGGAAACUUUUAGUCCUGCUUCCCAUGAAAUUUCUUCCUAAUGAAAGUUUCUCAGUUCAUCAACUUUAAAACGAUUAUAGGCAGACAGUACCCGGUAUUGCAAUCUGCCAAUAUUAAAUUUAGCAGACAAUUUGUAAAUCUUUGCCUAAAACACAAAUGUGUUCCUCAGCCGGCUUUGCCAAACAAAAUAAGUGGGAAAUUUUGUUCGGUAUAUGUAUGUUCUUGCACAGCAAUCAUGUAGUCUUGUAUAUUUUAUUAUAGGAUACAGACAGCCCAACCUUCACCAGUUCCUCAUCGAGUACUUUCUUAGAAACAGUAUUGAGGCACAAUAUAAUGUACAAGUGCCCAGCCAGUUACCCAAUAUUGUUCAUGGAGGUGGUGUUCAUAGAAAUGAAUAUUGGAACAGAAGUUUGUCUUUAAAAGGAGGGAACAGUUUGACUGUGUUUUUAUUCUGUCCAUGUUCAAUAUGUGAAUAUAUAAAAUAUAUAUAAAUAUAUUCUAUGAGUAUAAAAAAUGAAACUAUAUCACUGUUGUAUUAACUUGAAAUAGUCUAAUCAUUUAUCUCUUAUUACUGAAUUUAGUGCCUUUUUUGGACAGUAGACUGUUCUGUAAUUAAUAUGUAGUAUAAAAUACAUAUGCUUUGUUACUUUUUUAAGUUUUGUUUGGACACUUUUGUUUGUUUCCAACGUUUGUUUUUACGUUGUUUUUAUUUUAUUCUAGAGAAUAAAC